This is a messenger RNA of Ambispora leptoticha, 1070 nucleotides long. NCBI's taxonomy places the organism in Eukaryota, Fungi, Glomeromycota, Glomeromycetes, Archaeosporales, Ambisporaceae. The record is from the annotation of a GenBank genome assembly.
AAGACAGAGAAGAACCGAAAGCUAACGAAAUGGAAAAUGUUCAAGAUAAAAUAGAAGGCGCCUCUCCAGCUGCGGAUUCAGUCGUAAUUUCCGCAACCCCGAUACCUUCGACCACAGAAGACAGAGAAGAACCGAAAGCUAACGAAAUGGAUAAUGUUCAAGAUAAAAUAGAAGGCGCCUCUCCAGCUGCAUCACCAGAAGACAGAAUAGAAUUAAAAGCCAAAAUAAGCAGCGAAACGGAUAGUGUUCAGGAGAAAACAGAAGGCGCCUCUCCAGCUGCAUCACCAGAAGACAGAAUAGAAUUAAAAGUCAAAAUAAGCAGCGAAACGGAUAGUGUUCAAGAGAAAACAGAAUGCGUCUCUCCAGCUGCAUCUACACCAGAUUCAGUGGUAAUUACCACAACCCCGAUACCUUUGUCCGCGGAAGACAGAAAAGAACUAAAAGCUAAAAUACUAAAACAAGUGGAGUACUACUUCAGUACAGAGAACUUGAAAGAAGAUUAUUAUAUGAAUAAACUUCGUUGGAAGACUGACGAAGAAUGGGUUCCGAUUGACGAAAUCUGUAAGUUUCAAAGAAUGCAAGAUUACAAAGAUCGCGAGUUAAUUGUUGAAGCGUUGCGAGAAUCGCCGAAACUGUUGGAAAUAAACAAGAACGGAACUUCAGUACGACGAUCUCCGUCCGAUCCGUUGCCAUUGCCUGAAGAAGUUUUAAAUGGGCAUUUAUUCCGAUCUGUGUACAUGGAAGUCAAAAGAAGACUUGAUGAUAAGAAAAAAUUCAAGGGUUCUGUGUUUAUUGAAUUCAACGAUAAGAAAUCUGCAGAAGUUGUUGUUGGUAAAGAAUUGAAUUAUAAAGAUGAAAAAUUGCUCAUUUUGCUAAAAUGGGAUUAUUGCCAAAUGAAAAUAAACGAAAAAGGUCUUCCCUCAAACACCAUGCGACAUCAAUGCGAAAAACAAUUCUAUGCAAAAAAGCGUAAGCGUUCAACGGAUAAUAAUGCGAAAAAGCGUAAGCGUUCAAUGGAGAAUACGAAUUCUCGACAACACAGAAAAAAGAAAAGGGCUCUACCGGGCUAG